Messenger RNA from Pyricularia grisea, 2757 nucleotides. RefSeq lists its product as uncharacterized. The record is from RefSeq and is a predicted model, not a curated record. NCBI's taxonomy places the organism in Eukaryota, Fungi, Ascomycota, Sordariomycetes, Magnaporthales, Pyriculariaceae. Gene Ontology annotation, molecular function: transcription cis-regulatory region binding; DNA-binding transcription factor activity, RNA polymerase II-specific; zinc ion binding. Gene Ontology annotation, biological process: regulation of DNA-templated transcription. Gene Ontology annotation, cellular component: nucleus. The transcript has 5 exons. The coding region runs from base 168 to 2294 and encodes 708 amino acids.
UUUUACUAUCCACCCUCAGCUCCCCCGAAUAAGGAAUUGAUUCAACGACGAAAGCCGCUCCCAACAAAUAGUCGUCUAACUUGUCCUGGCGACCGGACGAAAUUAACAGUCUUGGUAUAAAAACAUAGCCAAUUUUGCUGGCUUUUUUUUCCAGCCGCGGCUUCAGAAUGAAGCCCCUGGAAUCUGGCUCCAGUAGCAAAGCAAGCUCCACAGCUUCGGCACCGACUACACCACCAGGCAUCCCAGCACCAUAUGGCAGGGCCUGCGCCAACUGUGUCAAGGCCAAAUGCAAGUGUUUUUACCGGGGUAGCGGUCGGGAGCUCACCAGCUGUGAAAGAUGUCACCGACUUGGAAAAGACUGUGUGCCAUCAGAGACUAUUCGGAGGCGUACUUCAAGGCGCCAAACCACAUCAAGGACUGCCCAACUUGAGGAGAAGCUUGAUGAUCUAGUUUCGCUACUCAAAACCCAGCAGCAACCACCACCUGGAGUGGGGAGUGCAGCUACUCUCGAUCCGACUACCCGAGUUGCGUCCUUACCCAAUAAGGACUUGGCUCACUCGCAAGCGCAACAGGCCCAAAUUUUGGCUGGCGUGAUAUCACCAGUUUCUGUAACAACAACAUCAUCAGCUCCUGUUCCCAAUAAUCAUCAGCCUUCCCUGAUGCCUUCUCCACCCAAAAAAGCAAGGAAAUUCAGCAGCGAUCCAUCCCGUGAGAGGACAGCCUCGUCCAACAUCAUUAUUCCUACUUCAAGCGUGCAACUUGAUCAGGAAGCCGAAGAAUGUCUCCAGACUUUCUCAAAAGGUUUUCUUCACUCAUUUCCUUUUUUCCACGUCACAGAAAAUAUGACUGCAUCCCAGCUACAGCUCAAAUACCCAGUCUUUAUGCUUGCCAUCAAGUCGGUCACCUGCAAGUUAUUCCCGCAACUGAAGCACUAUUCCAAGCAACUGCAGCAAACGCUGGCACAAAAGAUCGUUCUCGACUACGAGCACUCAAUAGAUCUUUUGUUAGCUCUUCUCACCUGCAUUGGCUGGUUUCAUUUUCAUGAGUCCAGGAGACCAUUCCUCACAACUAUUACACGGUUGGCCAUAUCACAGGCUAUUGAACUCGGUCUACAUCGGCCAUUCGGUGAGACGAAUGGGAUCAACGCGUUUAGACAACAAAACGAUGUCCAAAAGAACAAGCCGGCACGUACCAAUGAACAGCGUCGAGCCGCUCUGGGCUGCUAUUUUGUCACAUCUGCUAUGUUCACUGUGAUGCAAAGGGCAGAAGGAUUACCAUGGACACCCUACCUCGAGGAGAUGAUGUCAGAUCUGACCAAAGAGUCGGAUUGGCAUGGAGACGAGGUACUUGUGUUCCACGUAAAACUACAACAGGUCAACGAGCAAGUGUAUAAAGCCCGAUUUCAGCACGGGAUACAACUUAAUGACUCGGUUCUCCUCAAUGAGCCCCAUAAAGGGCUUCCUUCGUACUACAUCAACUUGCUGUUGAACACAGUACGAACUGCGCGCUCCUGUUUAUCUGAAAGCGCCGCCAAUGAUGUUGGACUCGACUUUCUACAAAAGUUUGUGGAAGCCAUAAUAGCCGAAAGCGCCCUGGAUCACAAAGAACCACCGUUUACAAAACCAACUCAAUUCACCAAACCGACCAGUGUCAGGCAGCUUGAAAAUCUCCAUGCCUUACUCGAAGCCGUUGAGCGCUUAUUCAACUCCUUCUACGAAGCACCUCCCAUUCGCUUCUACUACAUGGCCUACCCCGUAAUUAUGUCGCUGCCACAUGCCAUGUGGAUGCUUUUGAAGCUGUGCACCACUUAUGCCGACUCUGUCUGGGACCCCAAUGAGGCUCGCCGUCGAAUCGACCUUUUACAAUGGAUAGAUCUUAUGCGUGAAAAACUAUUGGCAAUUCCUGUCGUCGCGGGGCUAGUCCCGACUUUGGACCCAACCGAUCCCAUAGAUCCAGACAAUCCGCCCGAGACCGACGUUUUCAGCAAGUGUGGACCAAUGAUGGACGCUGUUCGCGUGAGAUGGGGAGCUGAACUACAAAAAUACACCAUCCCGCCACAAACUUUACCAAAUUCUCAUGAUGGCACGUCGUCGACAACUUUGAAUGGAUGCACCAUUCCUGCCACCCAGCAGGGACCAAUAGCCACGACAAUGAACAUGGACCCGGGCUUUGCAGCCCAGAAUCAGCCAUCGGAUCUGAUACCUAUUUACCUGCCGCAGUAUGACGUUUCUUCCUGGUUGUCAUUUCCUUCCAUAGAACAAAGCUGGUAUCCGAUGGACAUGGCUUACAACUGAUGAAAAUGCACGCGUCGAAUUUCAGAAAAACGCUAAUUCUGAAUGGAAAAUUCGAGUCCGCACGGAUCGCGAUGUAUCGGUAGUAGGGGGAUUAGGAUAUCUUUCGAACAGGGAGUGAAUUUAUCACCAAAUUCUAGCACACGAUGACGAAUGUUUUAAAGUUCCUCUAGUGGAAAAGAUGUCCACACACCCUGCUGCGACAACAGGAACAGAAAUCUGGUUGGCCUUGCGGAUGAGAUGAGGUUAAUACAAACUUGUACAUCGAGCUUAUCUACCGGAUAUGCCUCAUAGGGUGCCCCUGUGUUUACUCGUGAGAGGAGAAAAAAAGGGGGGACUGCCUAGCUAUUAUAUAUUCUUAAUAUUUGACUUGGACGAGGACCCGGCCUAUUCCUGCCUUUGAGGUCCAACUUUGACCUAGUCUCAGCUUUCUAAAAACCUUCUUAAAACCUCUUUCAUAUUCUCA